Messenger RNA from Lasiodiplodia theobromae, 1479 nucleotides. Its product is annotated as MFS transporter. Bases 1 to 1479 code for a protein of 492 amino acids. Gene Ontology annotation, cellular component: fungal-type vacuole membrane. The record is from RefSeq and is a predicted model, not a curated record. Lineage: Eukaryota; Fungi; Ascomycota; Dothideomycetes; Botryosphaeriales; Botryosphaeriaceae. Gene Ontology annotation, biological process: transmembrane transport. The transcript is spliced from 4 exons. Gene Ontology annotation, molecular function: transmembrane transporter activity.
AUGGCCGCGACUUCAACCGCGACGUCCAGCGUUGCCAACCUGCCGGAUUCGAACAAGUCGAGCAAGAUCGAACUGAAGAGCUUUGGCAAUGACGAUGGCGACCAGCGGCACUACGCAUCCGAUGCCGGCGAAGCUGGUGUCGGGCCAUCGGAAAGCCAUCGUCUGUCGAUGAUCGACCAAUCGCACAGCGCCGGUGGACCUGACCUGGCACCGCCCGAGUCGGUAUCAGAGCGAAACGAGUCUCAAUUACCGCCCGUCGACAGUGGGAAAGAUGCGUACAUGUUUCUGGCAGCAUGUUUCGCUCUUGACGCUUUGGUGUGGGGGUUCGCCUUGACGUUUGGUGUGUUCCAGGACUAUUACAGUACGCACGAGCCAUUCAUUGGUGAAAAGAACGUCGCGGUCAUCGGAACCAUGGCAAUGGGGAUCAUGUACCUGGAUAUGCCCAUCGUUUUCGCCAUACUGCAGUCAUUCCCCCGCUUCAAGAGAUACUCGACGACAAUUGGCCUCGUCGUCAUGUGCCUGAGCCUUUCACUCAGCAGCUUUGCCCGUACGACGAUGCAACUGAUUCUCUCCCAGGGAAUUGGCUACGCUCUUGGCGGCAGCUUCGCGUAUUCGCCGACCAUCCUGUACAUGGAUGAGUGGUUUGUGAAAAGGAAGGGCCUGGCUUUUGGCAUCAUGUGGGCCGGCGCCGGCCUCUCGGGCGUCAUCCUCCCCAUCACGAUGCAAUGGCUCCUCAACACCUACGGCUUCUCCACAACCCUCCGCAUCUGGAGCCUCGCCUGCUUCAUCCUCACCGCGCCCUUCACCUUCUACGUGAAGCCGCGCAUCCCCCUCUCGCAAGCCCCCUACGUGCGCACCUUCAACCUUCGCUUCCUCUACCGCGCGCCCUUCACCCUCCUCCAAGCCGGCAACAUCCUCGAAUCCCUCGGCUUCUUCCUGCCCAACAUCUACCUCCCCACGUACGCGCGCGCCGUCGUCGGCACCACCUCGCUCCUCGCCUCUCUAACCAUCGUGCUCUACAACGUCGCGUCCGUCUUCGGCUGCGUGCUGAUGGGCUUCAUCGUCGACCGGCUGCCCGUCACGACGUGCAUCCUCAUCUCAACCGUCGGCGCGACGCUCGGCGUCUUCGUGCUGUGGGGCGCCGCCCUCAACCUGCCGCUGCUGUACGUCUUCUGCGUCGUCUACGGCCUGUUCGCGGGGAGCUUCACGAGCACCUGGCCGGGGAUCAUGCGCGACGUGACGGUCAAGAUGCGCGGCGCCGUCGACCCCGGCAUGGUCUUCGCGUGCCUGGCGGCGGGGAGGGGGAUUGGGAAUGUUGUGUCCGGGCCGUUGAGUGAGGCGUUGGUGGGGAAGGGCGCGGAGUGGCACGCGGAAUGGGCGUAUGGGACGGGGUUUGGCCCGCUGAUCGUGUUUACCGGCGUGAGCGCGGCGCUGGGUGGGCUGAGUUGUGUGGGCCGCGUGGUGCCGAACUGGCUUUAG